AAUAGCUUGUUUGGUUAAAGCAUUGGCCGGGGUCUUGAUCAAUUAAUUAAAAUAGUACGUUUUAUAAUUUCCACCGAGAAUUUCACCUCACGCACAAUAGUGAAUGGUAUUCAGAGGAUAAAGACCUGACGAACGAUGGACUACUGGGCGAUUUGUUUGCUGUUCGUCUCGUUGUUCGGCACGAUAUUACGUACUGGAGGUGUCGAGCUAACCUUCGAGCUGCCCGACAACGCGAAACAAUGUUUCUUUCAGGAAAUCGAAAAGAACUCGACCGCGCUGCUCGAAUUUCAGGUCGUGACAGGCGGCCAAUACGAUGUGGAUGUAACUUUAGAAGCUCCAAAUAAAGAAAUCAUUUACAAACAGAUAAAAACUCAGUUCGAUUCGCAUCAGUUUACGGCAUCUAUGACAGGACCGUACAAGGCUUGUUUUAGUAACGAAUUUUCUACGUUUUCACAUAAAAUAGUCUACAUGGAGUUCAGAGUGGGCGAUCAAACGCUCGUCGGACUUGGAGAACAUGUCACUGUCAUGACUCAGAUGGAAUCUUCUGCCCAAGAGAUAUUCAAGAACUUGAACAGCAUUUUAGACUAUCAAACGCAUCAUCGAUUACGAGAAGCGCAAGGCCGUAAACGAGCAGAAGAAUUGAAUUCAUGCGUUCUCAUAUGGUCAGUGUUGGAGACGCUCGCGAUCUUGAUCACAUCCGUGGGUCAGGUGUACAUUUUGAGGACCCUUUUCACAGAGAGGAAGCCUUAACGCUGAUCAAUUAGGUGUAUUAUCUGCGAACGACAAUGUGGUUUGCAACGAAACUCGUUCCGACUGGUUGACGUGAAACAAUCUCAUACUUUGAACGUUUCGCCAACUUUUGCCGAUCAACGGUGCCAUGCCAACUUUGGCCAGUCGUUUGUUACAUCCACAGUUACACGUUUGGACGAGCAACAGAAAUACAGCUGGAAUGAUCUAAGCAAAAGUUCUCCCCGAACGUGGAAACGUUGUGCAUGAACAUUGAUGUGUGUUAUUAUAUGAAUUCUAAGUUACAUGGAAACUAGGACAUUCAAAUAUGGGUACCUGCUCUUAUCAAAUAGAGCCGCGGGAUGUGCGUCUUGGACUUGUUGAAAUUUAAUAACUCAUGAGUCUUGAUUAUACUUUAGCACUGGCAGUGCGAUAGACACUAAAAACACGUUUUUCUUACUAUUAAUGUGUAACAGUAAAUUAAAAUAUUUGCCCCUAC
Molecule: messenger RNA, 1225 nt
Organism: Ceratina calcarata
Lineage: Eukaryota; Metazoa; Arthropoda; Insecta; Hymenoptera; Apidae
Product: transmembrane emp24 domain-containing protein 7
Exons: 3
Coding region: 136-750 (204 amino acids)
Source: RefSeq, a predicted model, not a curated record